Messenger RNA from Sphaeramia orbicularis (orbiculate cardinalfish), 2371 nucleotides. It is a transcript of the gene sms, whose product is annotated as spermine synthase. Gene Ontology annotation, biological process: spermine biosynthetic process. Gene Ontology annotation, molecular function: spermine synthase activity. The transcript is spliced from 11 exons. The coding region runs from base 184 to 1266 and encodes 360 amino acids. The record is from RefSeq and is a predicted model, not a curated record. Lineage: Eukaryota; Metazoa; Chordata; Actinopteri; Kurtiformes; Apogonidae.
AGAGGCUGUGUGUUCUCUGCAGGGUUUUGUCACCUCCCCCUGCCUCCACCACUGCCUCUGCUGCUGCUGCUGCCUGCCUGCCCUCGAUCAUUCAUAGGCUAGGUGACGUUCAUCUCUCCAGACCACACCAACCGUUCCUCGCAGUCCGUCUUUUCCAGGCAUGGGUGACGGUUGCACACAGACAUGGCACUGCGACAUUACACCCUCGACUUCAGCCUCUCUACGCCGGUUGACUCUGCUUCCACAGUCCAUGGUCUUCUAUCCAUAUUUCAUGAGCAGGAAAUGACAGAAACUGUCCAUGAUACAGAGGGACAUGGCUAUAUUGCUACUUUUGUAGGCAAAAAUGGUCGGCUUGUUAUUCUGCGUGUGCACUCCCACGGGCUGAUCACCAUUGAUCUACAAUGUUAUGAAGAUGAUAACAUUGUGCAGCUAGACAAUCUUUUAAAUGCACUGGAAAAGAAGCUAAAGACUCUCUUACAUGGCAAUAUUAAGAGGAUUAAAAGGCUCCCCGCCCUUAUACGAGGAGCAAAAGUUGACCGUUACUGGCCCACAGCUGAUGGCAGACUGGUAGAGUAUGACAUAGACCGAGUGGUGUAUGAAGAGGACUCUGCAUACCAAAACAUAAAGAUAUUACACUCGGGGCAGUUUGGGAACAUCCUGGUCCUCAACGGAGAUGUUAACUUGGCGGAGAGCGACUUGUCAUACACCCAAGCCAUUAUGGGUAGUGGAAAAGAGAAUUAUGCUGGAAAGGAUGUGCUAAUACUAGGAGGCGGAGAUGGGGGCAUCCUCGCCGAAACAGUCAAACAAAAGCCAAAGAUGGUCACUAUGUUGGAGAUUGACCAGAAGGUGAUUGAUGGGUGCAAAAUGCAUAUGAGAAAGACUUGUGGGAACGUUCUUGACAACCUGAAGGGAGACUGUUACCAAAUAUUAGUUGAGGACUGUGUCCCUGUGCUUAAGAAAUAUGUCCAGGAGGGUCGGACAUUUGAUUAUGUUAUUAAUGACCUCACUGCAGUCCCAAUAUCCACAGAACCAGAAGAAGACUCGACAUGGGAGUUCCUGCGUCUCAUCUUAGAUCUGUCAAUAAAAGUCCUGCGUUCCACUGGAAAAUAUUUCACCCAGGGGAACAGUGUGAAUCUGACAGAGGCACUGAGUCUGUAUGAGGAGCAGCUGGGAAAGCUCUCGUGUCCUGUGGACUUCUCCAAAGAGGUGGUGUGUGUGCCCUCCUACUUGGAGCUUUGGGUUUUCUACACCGUGUGGAAGAAAUAAAGAUCUCCCGUUUUCUUGGCUUGAAUCCCCAGCUGCUGGAAUGUGAAUAUUCACCCCAUGUCUGCUGUAUCUCCAAAAGGUGUGUUCAGGCUGAAUGUGACAGAAUCUGGACUCUGAAUAGUAGCGGUCAUGGAAAAACACAAAAUUGGUUUCCUGUGGUUGAGUCUGUGUAGCUAAUACACACACACACCAAACAAACCAGACUCUUAUUGGUAAACGAAUGUUGGCCAGCUACAGCUAACAUCUGGAGUGUACCGGGCUGUGUGUGGCUCAUUAGUAAGGACUGCAAAAACACUCCAAUGUUUCCUGUGAAUCAGUUAAAAAGAAAAUAAAAAAUAGUGUUCAGUCUGAACUCACCUUAAAGUUGAGGUUGACAGUUUUAUUACCCCCCCUCUGUCAUCCUCAGCACACCUGAAGCUUCCUCCUCUGUCCUACCAGUUCUCUUUGUUUUAGUUGAUGUGUUUUACCAUAUUUUGCUGCAACUCAUCAGGUUGUAUUUUGUUUGUCUUACCUGAUAUCGAAUGUCCAUUUGCAUGUGCUCUGAAGUUGUUAGAUGUAUAAACACUGAUCUGAUACACUGACAAAGUGGUGUAGCUCAUCUUACAAGUGUUUGCCUUUUUACUCUUUUCGUUACUCUUUAAAUCUGAUUUCUAAGGUCAGCUUGUGUGAUAGGCCAAUACAUUCUCUCAGCCCAGCUGAAGUGAGUCGCUUUUAGCUCUGUUCUUGUUACUGGCACUCAGAUGUGAUUUAUUUCUUUCAGGUUGCAUCAAGUAAUGUGAUCAUGCCCAGUAAGACUGAAGUCUGAAUGUGUUUUAAAAGGGAAACAAUUCCACCACUUUAAUGCCGCCUUUGUGCUUGUGCUGUUUUUAUGUUAUGUUUAAUUAGCACCUUUGUUUUCUCCUGAUAUAUUUUGAGUUUUUUAAGACUGUAUUAGGUGCACGUAAAGGACGGUGAAUGUAGCUUGCAUAUACAGUACACAACACGUUGACACGUGAUUGACCCUAUGGGACAUCGAUACUUUUAUUUAUUAAGUACAAUUUCACCAAAAGCUGUUCUGUCCUAGUUUUGCGGCCAUCUACAAUUAAAGUGUAUUUUGGGGGAGAAA